Leopardus geoffroyi (Geoffroy's cat) is the source of this 2531-nucleotide messenger RNA. RefSeq names its product zinc finger protein 474-like. The coding region runs from base 947 to 2386 and encodes 479 amino acids. The record is from RefSeq and is a predicted model, not a curated record. The transcript has 9 exons. Lineage: Eukaryota; Metazoa; Chordata; Mammalia; Carnivora; Felidae.
CUGUACUAGUGCUGUGGUGUUCUGCUGGCAUGCAUACGCCAGUGAUCAUGGAUGUAGCCAUUGUCUUUAUUUUACAGUGACCCCCGUUCCACAGUCUCCUGGGUCUGUGUGUCUUGUUCAUGAGUGUCCCACUGGGAAACUCCAGAGUGUUUGCCUGCCUUCUGCACACAAUAUGGCAGGGUGCAGGAUUCUAUGAGCCAGCUCAAGGCCCUUCCCUCAGCCUUCGCUGUUACUCUCUCACCAAACUCGAUGUGGGGCUUUGCUAAGGAAUGUAUUCUCCCUGACAGGUUUUGUGGACAGAGACUAUCAGCUCUUGAAUCAUCCCAUAACCUGUUUGAUAUCUUUCCACUUCAGCCCAGGAACACUGACCCUAAGAGUGUAUGGACCCUGGCUUUUGCUUUCCUAAAUACCACUGACCCAAGGCUGUGUGUAGAGGAGAAUUUCCCAAAGAUUUGGAACACACAUGUGGGUGCAGCAGCAUGGAGCCCUUCACAGUGAAUGGUUGCCAGGAUACCUCUAGGCGACAAAGGCUGGGGCUCCCCUUUCAAGCAGCCGCACACACUGUAAGAAUUCUUGCAAGAGGGAAUGUGAAUCCUGGAGCUAAUUCUGCCCGUUUCCACCAGCCCCCUCCCUGAGGGGCUCAGCUGGCCGUGCUAAAAGCCGCAGUAGAAAGGUGAAAACGAAUAUUACAAGACUUAAAGUGGAGACAGACAGACAGUGGAAGCAAUGAAAGAAAAGAUCUUGGAAGCAUCUGAGGUUUAAUGAGGACUUUCCAGCAUUCCAGACUGCUGCCCUGCAAUGAAGCUCUGAGUCACGGUCUUUGGGGCUAAGGUAUUGGCAACAAUGUGGAACCCCAGGACAGCCAACCUGACUAACCUUCGCUGUAACCAGGAUCCCAAAAGGGGUCUGGCAUGAAAUCAGAGCAUAGAGAAAGACUUGCUUGUUAAUGGAAACAGGAAAGAAAAAAAGGGUUUCCAACAAAUUGCAACAGACUUUCCACCAUUCUAAAGAACCCACCUUCCUUAUCGACCAAGCCGUUCUAUCUAGUGACUCCCAUUCCAGCCUUUUGCCAGAAACAGAGCAUGUCAAUCCUGCUGGAAAAAUAAAGAUAGGACCUCUGACAAGACCUGGAACAGUGAUACUCUCAAAACGGUCCAGUAGGAGAAUUAUGUCAGAAAGUCCGCACAGCCCCCCUGUGAUACCAUCCCGCAGGCCUGGAUUCCGGGUGUGCUAUAUCUGUGGCCGAGAAUUUGGCUCCCAAUCAAUUGCCAUUCAUGAACCCCAGUGCUUGGAGAAGUGGCGUAUUGAAAACAGCAAGUUGCCCAAACACCUGCGGAGGCCAGAACCCUCCAAACCACAGCCUCUCAGGGGCAGUGGGUCCUACAAUCUUCAGGCCGUGAACGAAGCAGCGUUUCAAAGUUCCCAGGCUCAGCUGCUGCCCUGUGAAUCCUGUGGCCGCACAUUCUUGCCAGAUCGUCGUCUUGUUCACCAGAGGAGCUGCAAGCCGAAGGAUGAGGGGCCCAGAGCACCAAACCCCAACCGUUUUGAUGAUCUGACUGGUGCCAGGAAAGCUGCUGGUGGCAUCCCAGCCCGACCAAAGACUCUCAUCUGCUACAUUUGUGGUAGGGAAUUUGGCACUCUGUCCCUUCCUAUUCAUGAGCCCAAAUGCCUAGAAAAGUGGCAAAUAGAAAACGACCGGCUCCCCAGGGAGCUCCGCCGACCACUCCCACGGAAGCCUCAGCCCCUUCCAACUGGACAGUCCAACCAAGAGGAGCCAAGUCAAGCUCAGCUGAUGCCCUGUGCAAAUUGCGGCCGGACCUUUGCCCCAGACCGCCUUCUGGUACACCAGAGAAGCUGUAGGGUUCAACCAAGUGCACCAAAAAUUCAGAAUUUGACCUUAGGGAGGAAAGGUGGCCUGAAAGAGUCCACAAAUUCCAAGCAGCAAAGGAACAUGGCAGUGCCCACUGUGACUGAUAAGCCAGCAAUGAUAAGGCGUCCACCAACAAUCAUCUGCUACAUUUGUGGCCGUGAAUAUGGAACAAAAUCCAUUGCCAUCCACGAGCCACAAUGUCUGAAAAAAUGGCAUAACGAAAACAACUUGUUGCCCAAAGAGUUAAGGAGACCAGAACCCAAGAAACCAGAAGUCAGGACCAUUACUGCCAAAGGUUUCUAUGAUCUCGAUGCCUUAAAUGAAGCUGCUUGGACAAGCGCCCUGAGCCAGUUGGUUCCCUGUAAUAUUUGUGGGCGUACCUUCCUGCCAGACAGACUGAUUGUUCACCAACGAUCCUGCUGUCUGCCCAGUGGUGGUCACCUCUGGCUGGAAGCAGCCUCGCUGAUUAUCACUGGUGUCCGGUACCAGAACCAGAAUUUCCUAGAUAUGCUGUAAAGCGAGGCAUGUUGGGGAGCUCUACAACCUAUAUGUUGAGCAUCUGGCAAACAUGAACUUGGAAGUCUGGGAGAACCUCCAUGUGAACAAUGGCCACUUUCCAAAGAACAAUAAGGGACAUAUAUUUUAAAAGCAUCAACAGAAA